Messenger RNA from Rana temporaria (common frog), 794 nucleotides. It is a transcript of the gene MRPL21, whose product is annotated as mitochondrial ribosomal protein L21. Gene Ontology annotation, cellular component: mitochondrial large ribosomal subunit; ribosome. NCBI's taxonomy places the organism in Eukaryota, Metazoa, Chordata, Amphibia, Anura, Ranidae. Gene Ontology annotation, molecular function: structural constituent of ribosome. The transcript is spliced from 7 exons. The record is from RefSeq and is a predicted model, not a curated record. The coding region runs from base 94 to 720 and encodes 208 amino acids.
ACUGCCGGUCUGAGCCGUGUUUCCGGGGGUCGGUGUUUUCGGGUGCACGCUGUACGGAAGUGGUGCAGUGCAGUGUACGGAAGGCGGAGUGGCAUGGCUUUGGCAGGGUGCAGGUUGCUGGUGCGGAGUGUGCUGGGUGCACGGGGUGUCGGGGCUGCAGCAGCAGAUGUCUCCUUUUUCAUUUCAGUCACGUUGCUCCGGCCAUCUCUUAGAUAUCUGUGCUCACGAAGCUCUUCUCUGCGGCCUAGCUAUGUACCUAAAACUUCCUUAUCCGAACCACCUUGGCCAAAGAUUCAACUACCAGAUCUCAUUGAAGAGACAGAACAACAAAGAGAGUUAGUUAAAAAUGUAAACAACCUCAUCGCCGCAGGACAGUUUGGGCGUCUUUUUGCCGUCAUCCAUUUUGCAAGUAAACAGUGGAAAGUAACUGAUGAGGACCUUGUUUUAAUUCAUGUCCCAGUUGAAGCACGGUGUGGAGAAAGAAUCCGCUUAGAAAAGGUGCUGCUAGUUGGCAGUGAUAAUUUCACGCUUGUAGGAAAGCCUCUACUUGGGAAAGAUUUAGUACGAGUUGAAGCCACAGUGAUUGAAAAAACAGAUUCCCAUCCCAAGGUCAACAUGAAGUUUUGGAAGCGACACAGAUACCAGAAGAAGAAAAUUAUUGUUACCCAACAGACCAUCCUAAGGAUUAAUUCCAUUGAAAUUGCUCCUGUUUUAUCUUGAGUAUAUAUUUCUACUGUAAAUAUGCUGUUAUUCUAAAUAAAAUAUCCUUCUAAGCUGUUUAUUAUUAAAAAUGG